This is a messenger RNA of Postia placenta MAD-698-R-SB12, 282 nucleotides long. RefSeq lists its product as hypothetical. The record is from RefSeq and is a predicted model, not a curated record. Gene Ontology annotation, molecular function: structural constituent of ribosome; RNA binding. Lineage: Eukaryota; Fungi; Basidiomycota; Agaricomycetes; Polyporales; Adustoporiaceae. Gene Ontology annotation, cellular component: ribosome; cytosolic small ribosomal subunit. The transcript is spliced from 4 exons. Gene Ontology annotation, biological process: ribosomal small subunit assembly; translation. Bases 1 to 282 code for a protein of 93 amino acids.
AUGGUCCCGACAGCAGUCGCCUUGUCGGGGCGUUCAGCAUGGAAAGGUCCAUUCUUUGUUGCCUUUCCGAAUCUCCGCCAGGCGUUGGAGAACAACGUCCCGAUCACGACGAAAGCUAGGUCUUGCACUAUUCUGCCCAAUUUUGUCGGUCUCCGAUUCCUGGUUCACAACGGGAAGGAUUUCGUCCCCGUCACCAUUUCGCAGGACAUGGUAGGUCACAAGCUGGGCGAAUUCUCGAUCACGAAGAAGCGCUUCACAUAUAGGGCAACCAAGAACAAGUAG